AUGAGCCAAUCCACUGAUGAAGAACUUAUGCAAAAUAAUGAACCUUUCAUAUUGAAUGAAGAGGUUAGCGAAUAUAGUGAAGAUGAACUACAUGAGGUCCAUCUUGAAGAUCUUUUCGGUUCCAGUGUUGAUAAGCACAAUGAGGAUCUCGUCACCAUGCCUUCCCAAAUAACAUAUGCUCAACCGAUUAAUUUGUAUAAUCCACCGGUUCACAUGUCAAACAUAUGUUUGGAGGCUUCUCAACCUAUCUCUAUUUUUGUGAACUACACACCAAACCAUAUUGGUGACAACUUAGAGAUAGGAAUGAGGUUUUAA
Molecule: messenger RNA, 315 nt
Organism: Lathyrus sativus (Indian pea)
Lineage: Eukaryota; Viridiplantae; Streptophyta; Magnoliopsida; Fabales; Fabaceae
Source: the annotation of a GenBank genome assembly